This is a messenger RNA of Gasterosteus aculeatus aculeatus (three-spined stickleback), 8861 nucleotides long. NCBI's taxonomy places the organism in Eukaryota, Metazoa, Chordata, Actinopteri, Perciformes, Gasterosteidae. The record is from RefSeq and is a predicted model, not a curated record.
CACACACACACAGGGAUUGGACUGAACUCGACAUCCUGGUGGAUACUUCCUCUGUGACACAGCUUUCCUGUUUGCCAUUAACAUUGUGCUGUGUGUGUGUGUGUGUGUGUGUGUGUGUGGGGAGAAGGGGGGGGGUCUUGAUGUGUCUCAUCACUCAGCACCACCCCUGCCUCAUUCUCCGCUAUUCCAAAUGUUGUCGCUGCUUAGGUGUUGAAUAACCUUGGCGAUGGGAAACAUUAUGUCACACUGAAAUCCCAGACAAACACGCUGAGGAAACUGUUUGAGUCCCAUUUUAUUAUACAAUGUGUAUAAUGGAGGAAGGUAUAAAGUGAGGUGUCCUAGAGAGAGUUGCGGGGAAGUUAUGGUCGACUUAUCGAGCAUUCAGCAGCCAUGGCAACAGUCACUGUGGUCCGCUAAGCUUCAGUCCUGACCCCCUCCUUCACCCUCAUAGAGAGAGAGAGAGAGAGUAAGGCGGGGCCCCUCACCUCAGUCUAAGGGGCUUGAGCCAAAGGAGAUUUGUGCGUUGCAUGUCUUGUUAACGCAACGUCACAAGACUGACUAAAUCCCAAUGAGCCCAGUGAGGUUUUUCCCACGAAUCAGGCAGAGAAAAGCAGGUGAGUGGUGCUACUUUCCAAAGUUUCCUAGGCAGAGACACAUAGGCAGGUCACUAGGAGCCCUCCGUAUCUUAUGGCGUUAACGAGAGCCAUUGUUAUUCAGCAAAGCCGGAGGAAGAGCAGAUGACGUGGUGAGUCAUUCAUCCCGUACCAGUAACCACUGACACACAGCUCUUUGGUACUGUGACUCAAGCAGAACACUAAUUAUGAGACAUUACGGGCCAAUUAUCGUCUUUGGUCACAGUAAAAAAAACACCAGCCUUUUUUUUUUUCAUUAAUAAGUGACUUUAAGUUGUGCUGUAGAGGAGGCUUGUGUUCCGGAGGCAAUUGUGUUUAAUUAGUUCCUUCUUUUUACGAGGGAAGAUCCCUGUUGUUUUCUAAAUGCAGACCAUCUACCGCAGCCUCAACAUUUACUUGGUUACGUUUUUCCCCCCGUCGGCUUGCCGCAGGCCACACGCAGACAUGCGCAGAGCACCACGCCGUUCUUAUGCCCCGUUUUGCCUCAUUCAGACGGACAUCGUGGGGUCCUUGUGUUGACUGACCACCUGAAGGAUGGAGGCCAGCGCGGCAAAGCUUUCGCAACACUGUGAAGAAGCUGCCAGAAGGUUCAAUCAAACAAAGCUGUGGUUCAAAGGAACUGCAGCUCCCACGCGUUACACUGCAUAUAGAUCCCUUUCCACGCUGACUUUAGUUUAGCUUCUGUCCGUGUUUCAUGUAAGGAAAAUAGGCACACACAUCAGGGUCUGACCAGUUUUUUUCCAUAAAUGUCGUCCCUCCAAAACAUUACAACCAAAACAGGAACAACAGGAAGUGCGUCGACGUCUCCAUGACAACUAGUGGAUGUAGCCUUGCACAACAGACCCCACCCACGGGGGAAACAAUAGUCUUUGAGGCUUCGCGUCUGUUUCGGGAAAAUGAAAAUUCACAUAUGCUAUUUGAAUUUUCUAUUCUUGUCCUGUAAUCCCCCGGGAGUGCAGAACACCCCAAGAAAAGACCUUUUCUCGCUAUCAGAUCUGACCUUUUCGUCCAUAGUGGCUUUUUGCUCGGGUGCGCAGACAGACGUGGGUCUGUGCACAUGGACGCCCAGCUUGUUUAGGAGUAGUGGCCGGUCCCUUCCUCUGCUGGUGGGUGUUUGUGCCAUUGUGUGGGAUUGUUCUACAGACAAAAGGAUGAGGAUUUAUAGCGCAUGAACGUAUACAGCCACCAGCCACACACUGAUAACAGAAGUACCGCACGGCUCUAACUAGGUUCAACAAAGAACUUUCGACAUAAAAACUACAAAGGUUGCAUUAAUACAAUGGGGUUAUGUAACUGGGCCACUUUUUGAAAUGGCACAUAAUCCGAACAAAAAGGUCUAUCUUGAAAACUUGAAGGGGAUUUGAUUUCACCCUUUUGUAAGACCAUGUGACCGAUUUGACACCCCAGAUAUAUUUUUAACACUAUUGGCUCACAUCUACAACUUUUCCUGCAACUUUAAAGUCGACUUCCAAAGUCGCGGCAGCUUCUCACAGCUUUAGUGGUCUCGUGCCUGAACACAAUUACAAACACCUGCCUUAUCUCCACUGGGCCAUAUGUAGCCAACACACACACACACACACACACACACACACACACUUGCACAGUGAAUAACCCACUAUCUACCCCGCCCGCUAUAUUUAGCACCAUGCUACAUUAGCAUUUCACACUUCAUUUAUAAUGUACGGUACAGCAACUGUUUUGAUAAGGGCGCCACUUUUCUUUCUUGGUGCUCGCAGACACACACACACACACACACACACACACACUAAUCGCAGCACAUGAAUUCAUGCGUUUACAUGCGGCUGUUUACAUUUUUUUUUCAUCAUAUUUCUUCCACUCCUCCCCUUUCCUCCCUCUCACCCAUCUAUCCAUUGUUUCUCUGGCUGUUAAAAUUCCUGCUCUGUGACCUGUUCCUCCCGCAGCUCCCUUUCUCCUCUACUCCUCCCUCAUCCUGUCGUAGCUGAGGCCUCCACGUCUUUUCUCCUGUUUGUUGGUCUGCGGUUGUACUUUGUGUGUGUUUGUAUGUCAGCUCCGGCUGAUCGAUGCCGGCGUCAACGUCCUUUCUAACGAGGAACAGACUCUGUGUGAAUGUGCGUGUGCACAAAGGUCCGACUAAACAAAGCAAGGGCAUUUCAAUUAUUGGGGGCCACAGAAACGUUCUUUCCCCCCUCAUCACCCCUCCCCUGACCCCAUGUUACACACACACACACACACACACACACAGCAUCCAACCACAUAGCCCAGAGCAGGAAGCGUAGUCCCUCAGGGAGGGAGGAGGGGUCAGCAGGAGGGGAGACAUUAACGCCCCCUCCCUCUCCUAGCAAAGCUACAGGAGAGCAGGAAACUUCACUUUACACACUUUCCCUCCACCAGCACACACACACACACACACACACACACAUGCCUGCAGAUGGUGAACACCCGCCGACUCAUAACGUCCUGUUCCCCUGCGUCUGGGAGGAUUGCAGACGCACACACAUGCCGUGGAGUACGUCUGGGGGGGAAACUCUCUCGCCCAGCUGGCUUUGGCUGCAUUUAAAGAGAAGCCGAUGGUUCAUAAAGAGGACGGAAAGAAAGAAAAAAAGCGAAUCCGAGCAGAAGAAAGAAAGCCUCCUCCCUCUCACGCUGUCGCUCUCCAGAGUGAGGUCAUCCAGCGGAGGGAUCUGAUGUGGACACGGCCGCCUGGCCUGGACCUGAUCGGAGAGCCACAGACUAGGUGUUCCAAUGGCGUCAGUUGGAGAAUCUCUACUUCAGAGAGAAGAAGUUUUCAGUGGAAGUUCAUGACCCAAGAAGUAGGGCGUCGGUGACCAGAAGGACAUUCGGUCACAGCGGCAUCGCGGUGCACACGUGGUACGCCUGUCCCGCUCUCAUCAAGUCCAUCUGGGCCAUGGCCAUCAGCCAGCACCAGUUCUACCUGGACCGCAAGCAGAGCAAGUCAAAGAUCCACGCAGCGCGGAGUUUGAGUGAGAUCGCGAUCGACCUCACGGAGACGGGAACUCUGAAGACCUCCAAACUAGCAAACAUGGGGAGCAAGGGCAAAAUAAUAAGUGGCAGCAGCGGCAGCUUGCUCUCGUCAGGCUCUCAGGAAUCGGACAGCUCCCAGACCGCCAAGAAGGACAUGCUUGCAGCACUGAGGGCUCGGCAGGACGCCCUGGAGGAAACUCUAAAAAAGAGACUGGAGGAACUCAAGAGCAUCUGCAUCAGAGAGGCGGAGCUGACAGGGAGGCUUCCUAAGGAGUACCCUCUGGAUCCGGGAGAGGAGCCCCCCACAGUGAGGCGGAAGAUCGGCACUGCCUUCAAACUGGACGAGCAGAAAAUCCACCCUAAGGGAGAGGAGGAGGAACUGGAGCGCUUGGAGCGGGAGUUUGCCAUUCAGUCCCAGAUUACAGAGGCAGCCAGGCGCCUGGCCAGCGAUCCUCACGUGAGCAGUAAGAAGCUGAAGAAACAGAGGAAGACUUCUUAUCUGAACGCGCUGAAGAAGCUCCAGGAAAUUGAGAACUCUAUCAAUGAGCACCGGGUCCGCUCUGGCAAGAUGCCUACGCAGAGGGCUUCACUUAUCAUAGAGGAGGCCAAUAUUGGUUCUGAAGAUAGUUCAUUGUCUGACGCACUGGUCUUGGAUGAUGAUGAUCCACAUGUUACAGGAACCCCCACCUUUUCUCCAGUAGCAUCGCCUCACAGGGGCCUCCCUCCUCGACCACCAUCACACAGUCGUCCCCCACCACCUCAGUCCCUAGAUGGCCUGCGACACCUGCACUAUCCACGGCCCGACUACGAUAAGUCACCCAUCAAACCCAAGAUCUGGAGUGAAUCGUCACUGGAUGAGCCCUACGAAAAAGUCAAAAAACGCUCCUCUCAUUCAAGUCAUAGGCGUUUCACGAGCUCUGGCAGUGCAGACGCAGGGGGUAGUAACUCUCUGCAGAGCAGCCCCAUCAGGAACCUCCCUCACUGGAACUCUCAGUCCAGCAUGCCCUCCACCCCCGACCUGAAGACCAGGAACCCACAUUACGUACACUCCACUAGGUCGGUGGACAUCAGUCCCACACGUCUACACAGUCUCGCUCAGCACUUUAGGAACCGCAGCUCAAGCCUUGAGUCCCAGGGCAAACUGUUGGCGCCCGACCCCGACGCUCACCCGCACACCCUGGGCACGCUCGGCAGCCCUGACUUUUUCCUGGUGCCGGGACGCAACUCCAAUGGCUCCGACCCACUAGACGACUGCUCCUCCUGCACCAGCCAAAGCAGCUCAGAGCAUUACUACCCUUCUGGCGGACCCCCCAACAGCAACCCCAACUACUCCACACUAGGAGAGGACUCGCCCUCCAAAGCCAGGCAGAGACAGAGGCAAAGGCACCGGUCAGCGGGUCAGUUGGGUUCCUCUAAUUCCGGCUCCAUGCCAAACCUGGCAGCUAAGAACGGUUCGGGUGGAGGCUCGAGCGGAGGAGGGGUGGGUGGGGGACACCACGGGGUCUACCUCCACAGCCAGAGCCAGCCCUCCUCCCAGUACCGCAUCAAGGAGUACCCGCUGUACGUGGAGGGCAGCCCGAACCCCGUGGUGGUUCGCAGCCUGGAGAGCGAUCAGGAGGGCCACUACAGCGUCAAGGCCCAGUUCAAGACCUCCAGCUCCUACACGGCCGGGGGGCUGUACAAGGAGGCGUGGGGGGGAGAGGAGGGAGGAGAAGGGAGCGGCCGACUCACGCCGUCCCGCUCUCAGAUCGUAAGGACUCCGUCGUUGGGGCGAGAGGGUGGUGGAGGCGGGGGGAGGGCAGCGGUGUCUGAAGAGCUGCGGUGCUGGUACCAGAGGUCCUCAGGGAGCCUGAAGGAGAGGAGUCACUCCCACUCGGGAUCCACUUCCUCCGAGACGGGGUCACAGCAAGGCACUCUGGGACACAGCCGAGGAAGUAGAGUAGGGACCCUCGCCAAGUGCUCACCAGCUGCGUCCCCUCACAGCCAGAGGAGUGUGACGCCCUGCAGCGAGCACACAGCCACACCGACGCCCCCCUGCAGCCCACAGCACAUCCUCAACUGGCAGAGCGGGUCUUUCAGUGACAGCUGUUUCCUCAGCAGCCCGUUGUGUUCAGAGCUGGCCGAUGUGCAGUGGUACGGACGUGAUAAGGCCAAACCUGGAACCCUGGUCUGAGACCCGUCCUACUGCCUCUCCAGUGUCCCUCACCACGGCCCAUCGACAACCAACAACCUCAUCCUGAAGGCCCAACAACCGUCCCGCCCUGAGCGCACCUGACACGAGCCCCGCCUCCAUCCACCACCUCUUCAUCACGCGCCCCCCCCCCCCCCCCUCUGUCACAGCUCAGCUGGAGUGGGACGUGCUCGCCGGGACUCACGGGACAGACUGAGAAGUGCCACCUCAGCUGUUGAACUUGUUGACCUACAGCACCACGGAGCCCGUUGGUCACACUCCCUCGCAGAGAGCGUACGCUAGCAACGGGGGGGCAGGAAGGGAGGGAGGGAGGGAGAACGGCGUUUAAAAACAUCAAGCAAACAACGAAACUCAACACGACACUGUCCGCUGACCCGACCAGUGCACUGCCGCCCAAUCUGAGGACACCCGCUGGAUUUGAGCCACCAGUUCUAAAACAUCUCCAGGCCCAUCUCCAGGUGUUGGGUGUCAUUAUUCCAUUAAUGUUGUUUGUCUUUUUUCUUUAUUUGUCCUCGAAAUAUAUUUAUAAUCAAAGAAGAUAACCCAGACUUUUGAGAAAAAUCGGUUUUAAAUGACAUAAUCGCAUCCUCUCCGUUUAACCCACAACCAAAGACAACUUACUGGAUCGCCCGGUCGCACCGCGGCCCGUGGGCUGGUGCCACACAGUCACCACAGCGACGAUACCGGGAACCCUCCUGAUAUUUAUGGGACUCCAUCUGGGAUACUGACGAGGACAAUAGCAAUAACAGACAUUGUACAAUAUGAACUGCUUUGAGUCUACGGGGGAUUAAAGCAGGCAUUCAGCGGCGCUCUCGGCCGUGCGACUGAGCGGUCUGAGUAAAAGAUCCCUUGGUGUGUCAUCGGUGAAUCGGGAGGCGGGGUUAUUGGGUUCGCCAUUAAUCAAUGCUUAUUUCCGUGACUUUUUUUUUUUUAAUUGACGCCGUCAUUUCAUCUGGGCUGUAGUUUUGGUGUACAAACAAGAUAUUCAGAUUCUGCCCUUUUAACGUUUGUCGUUUUUCACCCCAGGAAGUAGAUGAUUUUCGGCAGUUGCUUGUGGGGAUACUGAGGCUGUUUGAUGAUAAAUCUCUGCAUCAUCUUUUCUAUCACAAGUGUCUGUUCCUCUCUGGAGGUCUUGUUUCCAUAGCGGCUCCUGUCACCACGUGGGGGCAUCUGUCUGUCCGUCUUUCUGUCCAUUUCUUCUUCGUGGCGGGAGCGACCGAAGACACAGCGUGAACCCGAAUCACAACUAAGACACGCACACUGGAAGCCACAACACACACUGUGGACACACAAAAAUUACAAAAGUGCCAAACAUGUUGGUGCUUUACAUUUGUACUGUAACACAGCACUGGAAGAGCCCCCCCCCCCCUCUCAUAUUCAAGCUGCAAACAGAAAAGGCCCCACUGUCUUUAGCCAUUGUGCAAUGUCUGUACAACAAAAGCACAACAUACGAGGGCUGGACCUACAAUUAGUGAAAUUGUAAUUUUCCACUUCCAACUAUUUCAAAGUAACUACACAACUUUUAGAGUUGUGUAAAAGGACAUAAGAGAGGCGGAACAGCCCAGAACAACGGAACAAAGUAUUACAUGGGAAGUGCUCUUUUUAUUACUACGAGGACGUCAAUUCAUUUUUUUGUUCGACAACAUUUAAUCCCCGCUGCCAGAGCAGCAGUGAAGCCAUAGCCGGAGCUGAAGUACACGGUUCUUUAACCCGCUCAAAUGGAGAGAGUAAUGUUCCCACGCAACCCAGCCAACAAUCAGACAUUCAGAUCAGAGUUAGCUAAGCACACCUGGUUUUGUAGGAAGGGAGUAGAACUCGCAUGUUUUAGUUAGUAUCUAAAUUGUUUUCUCUCAUCUUUUCCUCACCAGAGUCAAUAAAUAUUGUUGUUUUUUUUGCUUUUUCAAAAUAUCCUAAUUGUUGGUAAUUCACUAAGAUGUUGACUAAUUCCACAUCUCGGACCAUUAUGUGCAAUUGUAAACGGUGGAGCGUGUGUUUUUUUUAGUACGGGAGGAACCCAGUGCAUCCCACCUUGUCCCUCAUAAUGUUCUUUUUCCCUUUAUGCACUCACACCACUUGUUGUAAUCUGCCACUUUAGACUAUUUCAAUAGGAAAGUCCAGUUCUGUCCACUCCCCGCAUGGUUGGUUCUCCAAGAGUUGCCCGCCCCCUUCCUGGUCAGAUUUGAUCAGCUUUUCACCCCGUGAUCGGAACCAGCUCUCCCUGGUUACCUUUUAUUAGAGAGCAAGCUUGAUCCUGCUCUGCUCACUCCGUCCACUGUUUGUGUGCUAAAACACGAUCCCGUGCAUGUCCUGCCACUGAAAAGGAAGAAAAAAAUAACCCAAAGACGUUCAGCGCCCGCCUUCUAUACGGUAACAUUAGCACAUGUUGCUCCAUCGCGUGACCCUUUUCAACCUUGUGGUGAUCUCUGAGCCCAAUGUGAAGAAGUGUGACGUCUCCUCCCUCUGUUGCUCCAAACACACCAUUUUCUGUGCUUCAUAGAUGAGAGUUUUUUGUAAUUCUCCCAAGAGAAAUGAACUAACUCUAUUAUCAGUCGUUUCCUGUAUGUAGGGAGGGGCACUGUAGGAUUUUGUGGGGUUUUUAACAUUCACAUUCAUUGUUUUUUCAAUGUUCCAUUUUAUAAGAACAGUAUUGUUUGGGGGUUUUUUGUUCUGUAACCGUGCAUUCAGGUGCUACAAAAUGACCAUUUACUGCUCUGUCAUGUAGGAUCUAGACAUCUUCAUUGUUAUCAAUAGAUUCAUUUACCAGAAUGAAGCUUAUUUUAACAGACAGUUUAAUAGUAGAAGACACUUCCCCAACCAGACAAUAGAGCAUGUAACUUGAUUUUAUCAGUUCUGUUCAACUGUAACAAUACAUUAAAGGUGUUGUAGAAAAAAUGUGGAAUUUAUCAAAAAAAAUAACUGAAUUCCACAGUUAAUUUAUUCUUUUUUCUAUUAAAAUUUGUAUAGUAACUUUACAUUUUUCAAAACUGUGUUGUUGGAAAUUGAAUUUUCAAGAUGAGAAGCGGUGUCAGUUAUUGAGAGUAAGAAAAAUAAAUUAUUGAUGAAUGUUCUCAAGA